Messenger RNA from Myiozetetes cayanensis, 1797 nucleotides. RefSeq names its product FKBP prolyl isomerase 14 (gene FKBP14). The transcript has 4 exons. NCBI's taxonomy places the organism in Eukaryota, Metazoa, Chordata, Aves, Passeriformes, Tyrannidae. Gene Ontology annotation, molecular function: peptidyl-prolyl cis-trans isomerase activity; calcium ion binding. The record is from RefSeq and is a predicted model, not a curated record. The coding region runs from base 101 to 739 and encodes 212 amino acids.
AGCGCUGAGCGCCGCUGCCACGUCGGACCGAGCGACCGACCGAGCGAGCGGGGCUGUGCUGCGGGAUGGCGGCCCGGUGAGCCGAGCGGAGGUGGCGGCGAUGGCGGCGGCGCUGCUGCGGUGUGCCCUGCUGUGCGCGGCGCUGGGCUGCGCGGGCGCGGCGCUGAUCCCGCCCGCAGACGUGAAGGUGGAGGUGCUGCACAAGCCCUUCAUCUGCCACAGGAAGACAAAGUGGGGGGACAUGAUGCUGGUUCACUACGAGGGCUACCUGGAGAGGGACGGCUCCAUGUUUCACUCCACUCACAAGCAUAACAAUGGUCAGCCUAUGUGGUUUACACUUGGCAUAAGGGAAGCUAUCAAAGGCUGGGACAGAGGUUUGAAGGACAUGUGUGUGGGAGAGAAGCGGAAGCUAACUAUUCCACCAGCCCUUGCUUAUGGAAAAGAAGGGAAAGGAAAAAUUCCACCUGAGAGCACACUGAUUUUCAACAUUGACCUUCUAGAAAUUAGAAAUGGGCCAAGGUCUCAUGAGUCUUUCCAAGAGAUGGAUCUUAAUGAUGACUGGAAACUGUCCAAGCAAGAGGUGAAAAUUUACUUGAAGAAAGAAUUUGAAAAGCAUGGAGCAGUGGUAAAUGACACCCAGCAUGAUGCUUUAGUUGAAGACAUCUUUGAUAAAGAAGAUGAAGACAGUGAUGGGUUUAUAUCCGCAAGGGAAUUUACAUACAAGCAUGAUGAGCUGUAGAAAAGGGUGGCAUUAUUUUUUUGGACACAAAUAGCAGUGACUUAGACUGUCUGGUUCUCCUGUCAUCUUAAUUCUGUGUUUUGGAGUUGAUGAUUGCUGUUGGCAAAGAAACACUUUGUUUAUAUAAAAGAGAAUUUCUGUUCAUUAUGUACAAAUGUUUUAAACAGUUUUAAACUAUUUUAAAGUAUGAAAAUGUACCUCCUUUUAUACAGCAAAGACUUGCACAUCAGUAUUUUUUAAAUUUUGUAUUAACUUAUUUUUCGGAACUGAAACAAACUUUCUAGUUAUCCAUCAUUGUGAAAAUCAAAAUCCAGUUCAAUGACUUUCUGUGAUUUGUUUGUGUGCCAAGAUCAGUUUCAGCAACUACUUUUUGUAUAACUUCUAGUCUGUGGCUUAAUUACUUGACCUUCCUUCUUGUGUGUCACUGCUUAAAAAGCAGUGCUGACCUUGGGGGUUUUUCCUGCAGAUUUUAAAAAGAUGUAUUGGAAGACAUCAGCAUCUCUUUUUAUACAGCUGAGAAAAUGGUACAAAGCUGAAUGAGAAGAAUGAUUAUCCUGUGCUGAUUUUGCCCUUCUAAAGGGAGAGUGUUAACCACCCAUAAUUGUAAUAUUGCAAUUGUAAAAUGCAAUAAUUGUCUGCAUUUUUUGUUGAAUUAUGUGAACAAGGCAGGAGUUAAAUGUCAGACUUUUACUUCUACUGCCAGCAACAAUCUAGGAAAUGUCUGUAAUUUGGAAAACAGCAAAUUUUGCCUCAGUGCAGAGGUGGUGUCCUUUAAAUGUACACACACUUUUGUUUUGAAACUCGGAGUUCGCAUUCAUUGAAAAAGAUCACACCUUUCUCUCCCAGUUUGAGGGAGAUCUUAUAGGAGGAAAAGUGUACUGACAGGAGGAUCACUAUGGCCUGAAGAACAGUUUCCAUGGGCUUACCUGCUUUGCAGCUGCAUGAGUUGCAGAACUUGUUUCAUUGCCCCUUUGCGGUAUUUUUCACAAGUAGCACACAAAUAAUGUGAAUUUUAAAUAAUAAAGUGAAUUUUUAGAAAAACAGAGGCAUGAAGUAAA